Paracoccidioides lutzii Pb01 is the source of this 351-nucleotide messenger RNA. Its product is annotated as thioredoxin. The transcript has 2 exons. Gene Ontology annotation, molecular function: protein-disulfide reductase activity. Bases 1 to 351 code for a protein of 116 amino acids. The record is from RefSeq and is a predicted model, not a curated record.
AUGGUUGUCCACAAUCUGCAAAACCGCGCCUCCUUCGUCUCCGCCAUCUCCACCACCUCCACCGCCGACACCUCCACCGACAAAAAGACAUCCCUAGUCGUCAUAGACUGCUAUGCAACCUGGUGCGGCCCCUGCAAAGUGAUCGCGCCCAAACUCGUCGAGUUUUCCGAAACCUACCCGAACGUCACUUUCUACAAGGUCGACGUCGACGAGUGCCCGGACAUCGCGCAGGAGCUGGGCGUCAGGGCCAUGCCGACUUUCAUCUUCUUUAAGGAUGGGCAGAAGGUUGAUGAGGUGAUGGGCGCGGUGCCGCAAGCGGUUGAGGCGGCGAUUAAGAAGCAUGCGUCGUAG